Messenger RNA from Rhipicephalus sanguineus (brown dog tick), 3069 nucleotides. RefSeq lists its product as uncharacterized. Gene Ontology annotation, molecular function: nucleic acid binding. Gene Ontology annotation, biological process: DNA integration. The transcript is spliced from 2 exons. The record is from RefSeq and is a predicted model, not a curated record. Lineage: Eukaryota; Metazoa; Arthropoda; Arachnida; Ixodida; Ixodidae. The coding region runs from base 1 to 3069 and encodes 1022 amino acids.
AUGCAGGGUGCAGUACGUUUCCUGGUCGACGGGAUGCCAGUGGUCGGAGGUCUACUGCUAGGAAGAGAGGUUCGAGUACUACGUGAUACGGGAUGCAACACGGCAAUCGUCCGACGAGAGCUCGUUCCUGAUGUGUGCCUCACAGGCAAGAACAUCGACGUCGUUCUCCUAGACGGAUCAACUAGCCAUCUCCCGGAAGCUGUUGUACAAGUCCACACGCCGUACUUCACAGGGAUGCUGAAAGUGGCUUGUAUGGAUCGACCCCUAUAUGACCUUGUGCUGGGAAAUCUUCCAGGCGUCAGAGGACCGUACGAUCCGGACUCUGACUGGAAGCAGGCGGCUCGUACCCAGGUGGAUGAGUUACCGGCGCAAGCACACCCGACCAAGUCCCCUGUCACCUCAACCACUGUCUCUUCAAGCGUGGCAAAAGCCGAAGCCAAACAACAAGGCCAAGACAAGAUCAAGCCUUUGUACGUGUCAACAACUUUCUUACCUGACGUUACCAGAGCGCAACUCGUCGAGGAGCAGCGAAAGGACCCGACCCUAAAAUCUGUCUUUGCUAAAGUGAACAAAGAGUUCAAAUCGGGAAAGGGUCACAGUUAUGAGUUCAUUGAAGAUAAAGGAUUACUUUAUCGACGCUACCGCCUUGCCACUGGAAGAACCUUUAAACAAAUGGUCACUCCGAAAGUGUUCCGGGUCGGUAUACUGGACAUCGCUCAUGCAAGUAUCAUGGCGGGACACCAAGGCAUCAGAAGAACUACUGAUCGGGUCCUGGAAGAAUUUUAUUGGCCUGAUUUGAAUGGGGACGUCAAGCGCUUUGUCAAGUCUUGCGACAAGUGCCAGAGAACUACCCCUAAAGGAAAAGUUGGAGUCGCGCCACUAGGCAACAUGCCUCUUAUCCGGACACCUUUUGAAAGGGUCGCGGUUGAUUUAAUCGGCCCAUUUUCACCAAGAUCGGACCGUGGGAACCGAUACGUUUUGACACUCAUCGAUUUUGCUACUCGUUACCCUGAGGCUGUAGCAUUGCCCGCAAUCGAUGCAGUUCACGUUGCGGAAGCACUCGUCGAGAUUUUCUCCCGCAUCGGCUUGCCAAAGGAAAUGGUAACUGACCAAGGGGCAAGUUUCACCUCAGAAUUAAUGAAAGAGGUUAGCAGGCUUCUCUCCGUGAAGAUGCUAAAGACGACCCCAUAUCAUGCGAUGGCGAACGGUCUCGUGGAGAAGUUCAAUGGCACCCUCAAGACAAUGCUAAAGAGAAUGUGCCAAGAGAGACCUCGAUCUUGGGACAGGUACCUUGCUCCACUGCUAUUUGCAUAUAGGGAAGUCCCACAGGCAAGCCUCGGGUUCUCUCCGUUUCAACUCAUUUACGGCCGCCACGUCCGAGGACCGCUAACCGUGCUGAGAGAACUGUGGACAAAUGAGGGGCUAGACGCAGAAACGCGGACGACUUACACCUAUGUCUUUGAUUUGCGCAAUCGCCUAGAGGAGACUUGCAAGAUAGCACAUGAACAGCUGGAGAAGGCUCGUGCGAAGCAAAAAACCUACUAUGACAGGAAAAAUCGCCCUAGAAAACUAUGCCCAGGCAACAAGGUUUUAAUUCUGCUGCCGACUGACUCCAACAAGCUGUUAAUGCAGUGGAAAGGGCCGUUCCAGGUCAUCGAACGGAUAAACGAUGUUGACUACGUCAUCGAUGUGUCCGGGAAAAACAAGAUUUUUCAUAUCAACAUGCUAAAAAAAUACGAAGAGCGCGAAUCUACGGAACCACAACAGGUGUCAGUUGUUGCAGAGGUCCAGGAAAAUCUCCGCGAAGACGAAGUCAAACAAACGCCCAUAUUGAGCUUGUAUCGCACGCAGUUCAGCACGGAUGUCAAGCUAUCACCACACCUCACUGCUGAACAAGUUCAGAAUGUGCAAGCACUUUUUCAAGAGUAUGCGGACAUUUUUUCUGACUUGCCAGGCAAAACAGCACUCGUGGAGUGUUCGCUGCGUCUGACCUCCGAUAAGCCUGUGCAUGUUCCGCAGUACCCCAUCCCCCUUGCCUUACAAGAAAGCGUAGAAAAAGAAGUGCAAGAGAUGCUGAAACUCGGUAUUAUUGAGCGGUCUCAGUCACCGUACCACGCUCCCAUUGUCGUGGUCAAGAAACCGGACAACACGAUUCGGUUGUGCAUAGACUUCAGGGAAUUGAACAAGAUUCUGGUCCCCGACUGCGAGCCAAUACCACGCAUCGAUGUAGUUCUUGCACUUGUUGGACAAAAGAAGUUUUUCUCCAAAUUUGAUUUCACGAAAGGGUACUGGCAAGUACCGAUGGGUCCCAAGAGUCGUGAAAAAACUGCUUUCUCCAGCAUGUCUGGACUUUAUCACUUCCUCUACAUGCCUUUUGGCAUUAAAACGGCGCCAGCAGUCUUCGCGCGCCUUAUGAGAUCAGUACUGGGUGGUGUCGACAACGUUCACCAUUAUUUCGACGAUGUCAUCAUUGCGACCGAUACUUGGCAAGAGCACAUCGACACCCUCAGACAAGUUUUUGAACGAAUUAACCAAGCUCACCUCACCAUAAAACCAAGGAAAUGUGAAAUAGGAGAGCGAAGCAUAUCAUUCUUAGGACAUCGAAUCGGGGAGACUACAGUUGAACCGCUUCUCAAAACGCUCGACAAGAUUCUUGCCGCAAAACGACCUACGACCAAGAAAGCAGUGCAGUCGUUUCUUGGCUUGACCGGCUAUUACAGGAAGUUUAUACCUAACUACGCCGAACUGACCAAGCCGCUGACGGACCUAACAAGAAAGGGACAAAGCCACACUGUUUCAUGGGGCGCAAUUCAAGAGGAAGCGUUUACGGCACUCAAGAAGAAGCUCGGUGAUGCUCCCAUCCUCCUUGCUCCCGACCUCUCGAAGGAGUUCGUUCUUCGCACAGAUGCCUCCAAUACAAGCCUGGGCGCAGUAUUGCUCCAGAUGGGAAAGGACCAAGUGCUGCACCCAGUUGCUUACGUACGACCCCGGCCACGUCGCGACCCCGGCCACCAGAGCGACCCCGGCCACCAGGUACGACCCCGGCCACCAGAGCUCAGCCUCCGCUAG